Camellia sinensis is the source of this 1765-nucleotide messenger RNA. RefSeq names its product transcription factor MYB1. Gene Ontology annotation, biological process: regulation of DNA-templated transcription. The record is from RefSeq and is a predicted model, not a curated record. NCBI's taxonomy places the organism in Eukaryota, Viridiplantae, Streptophyta, Magnoliopsida, Ericales, Theaceae. Gene Ontology annotation, cellular component: nucleus. Gene Ontology annotation, molecular function: RNA polymerase II cis-regulatory region sequence-specific DNA binding; DNA-binding transcription factor activity, RNA polymerase II-specific.
AAUCUAUCUCACUCACUUCACUUCUCAGUUAUUACAACCCAAAAAACAAAAACAAAAACAAACAAAAAAGAAAACGCUUUUGUGCAAUUAGGCGGGUAUCUACAGUACGAAAAGAUACUCUCUACACACAGCGAAACAAUGCCCACUGAUUCAGCAAUCGACGACGUAACCGUCGUCGUCGCCGCCGCCGCAGACGGGGGCGAUAUCGAAGAAAAGAACGAAGAUAUCGACAUGGCGGUGGUCGGAGGAGGAGAGGGAAGCGGAAGCAGCGGCGGCCAAGCUGGAAAGAAAUCAAGAGACAGAGUAAAAGGCCCCUGGUCUCCUGAAGAGGACGCGAUUCUGAGUCGGCUCGUCAGCAACUUCGGGGCGAGGAAUUGGAGCUUGAUCGCCCGAGGAAUUGCUGGUAGAUCGGGCAAGUCGUGCCGCCUUAGGUGGUGUAAUCAGCUCGACCCUGCUGUCAAGCGCAAACCCUUUACUGAUGAAGAGGAUCGCAUCAUAGUUCGGGCCCAUGCUAUUCAUGGAAACAAAUGGGCAUCAAUCGCAAGGCUUCUGCCAGGUAGAACAGACAAUGCAAUUAAGAACCACUGGAAUUCUACCCUGAGGCGCCGGUGCACGGAACGUCGCAAGUUUAAGCUAGAAUCCAGCAAUAUGUUGGGAGACUUCAACAUGGACAUAUCCAAAGCAUCAUCUGAAGAAACUCUAUCAUGUGGAGAUGUUAAUUCAUUCAAUUCCUUGGAAGGAAAAGAUGUCACCUCUAGAGAAAACAUAAAAGAGCUAUGUGAAGACAAGGCUCAACCAGAAGGUCAAUCUACUAAUGAAGCAAAAGAACCACCUACCCUUUUCCGUCCUGUGGCACGUGUCAGUGCAUUUAAUGUAUAUAAUAUUUUGGAUGGUCCUGAAACUGUGUCCUCGUUUCCAAGUUCUAUUCCUAUGCAAGGGCCUUUGGUUCAAGCCUCGAGACCAGAUGUUGGGAUCUACAAAUUGCUUGAAGGAGCUUGUGGAGACCGAUUAAUACCUCACCAAUGUGCUCAUGGUUGUUGUGGGACUGAAAGUAAGGGAAAACCUCGAAGCUCUUUGUUGGGGCCUGAGUUUGUGGACUAUGCAGAGACUCAAUUCUUUCCAUGUCACGAGUUGGCUGCAAUAGCCACGGAUAUAAGUAAUGCUGCUUGGCAGAAGAGUGGGUUGGAGAGUGUCAAUGUCAGGGCUGCUUCUUUAGGGCCUCUUGUCCAAAUGGGUCGUGUUGUGGACAGCAAAAUGAAAGGCCAUUUACAUUUCAAGGAGGGAAAGAAUAAGCUGAUGGGUUUGAUGGCUGAUCCGUUAUCGACCCCAACUGGUAGGCAAUCGUUUCCUGUAUCAGCUAAAGUUGGAGGCCAGACUUGAUAUGAACUUGUUUUCGCAUAAACCAACUGAACUGCCAAAAGAGCAGCGUUAUGAUCUAGGAGAAAAAAAGUCGGUCAUGAUAGUGAUUAGAGUUGCACGACAAAAUGGACCUAGAGUGCCAUCAAAAACACAAAUCCAUUAAAUGGUUGUUGUAGCCAAUUGGCUAAAUUUUGCAGUUAUGAGGUUGAUUUGCUGGUUAAUUUAUGGUGGAAAUAGGAAACAAAAAAGUUUAUUUGAUAAAGAUGUAUGUUGUUUUAUUUUAUUACUUCUUUAUUUGACACAAUGGUGCACAUUUACAGUAGACAGAAAGAUCAAGUAACUCUAGUUAUUUGUGAAACCUAUUCUGUGUGAGAUACUUCCAUAGAAAAGGUAUGGAGAUUCUUCU